Molecule: messenger RNA, 4283 nt
Organism: Orussus abietinus
Lineage: Eukaryota; Metazoa; Arthropoda; Insecta; Hymenoptera; Orussidae
Product: ubiquitin carboxyl-terminal hydrolase MINDY-3 homolog
Exons: 5
Coding region: 236-1606 (456 amino acids)
Biological process (GO): protein K48-linked deubiquitination
Molecular function (GO): cysteine-type deubiquitinase activity; calcium ion binding; K48-linked deubiquitinase activity
Source: RefSeq, a predicted model, not a curated record
CGUUCUAUGAAGUUCUUGAUAAUUCUUGUCAGAGGAAUUCCAUAAUGGCGCCUUACUUGGCAACUGUCGUCUGUGAGAUAUAGGUUAUCAAAACUUGUUAUUGGCAGGUACGCUGGUUGCGAUAUCCAGCAGUACCGCAACGGAGUUCCUAGCAGUUAUGUUUGGCUCGAAGUAAUCUUUGUACUAACUGACCAGGAUUUGCGAUCUUCCGGCAAGAAAUACCGCUUUCCCAAUUAUGGCCGAGGAUGCAGCGGCAAGGGAUACCGAACUGGUACAUAAUAUUAAAACCCUACUCUGGGGCACGACUAUGAAGGAGGACGUAUUUAGAAGAUGGGCUCAAGGAUUUUAUUUCAGCGCCGACGAGCCAACGGCACUCGUUCAGACAGAAGGGGGUCCUUGUGCAGUGUUAGCCCCAGUUCAGGCUUUUAUUAUAAAGCAAUUGUUAUUGGAAGGUGAAGUAAGUAGUUGGAAGAACAUCAAAUCGGAACGAUGCGAUCAGCUUCUGAUCAAGGCCAUGACAGAGAUCGUGGCGCAAGCAGCCGAUGUUCAGAUGCCACGCUAUGUAGUCGUUCAUACCGAUGGACCCAAGGCUGAUGUGGCAAAUGGGCAGGUCCUUGCAGAGGCAAAUGUCGACGAGGCAGUUCAGGACAAACUGUGCGAAAGUAUCUCGCAUGUAGCUGCAAUGGAGAAACGAUUAGAAUUAGAAUCUGAAAGCUUUCAUUCCCAGUUAAGGAUAUUACCCUUGGAUACUGUGGAACAGGUUGAGGCAUUUCUUACGCAGAGGAUCGACAUGCUGAAAGACCACUUCGGUGUCCUCUUAUUACUGUAUUCGGUUGUGUCGACAAAAGGUCUCUCUGGUAUGCAAUCUGAAAUGUCGGAUCCCACAGAGCCUAUUAUUGACUCGACUUACGGUUAUGGUAGUCAGUGUUUGAUUAACCUCAUGCUCACUGGGCGUGCUGUGGGACAUGUUUGGGAUCACGAUCAAGAUAUCGGAGGACUAAAACUUCGAGGCAUCGACAAACAAAACUCUGUUGGCUUUCUAGCGCUGUUGGAACAUUUGCGUUAUUGCGAAGUAGGGACUUUCUUAAAAUCACCAUCCAAUCCAGUAUGGGUAUUGGGCUCGGAAACACAUCUAACGGUACUCUUCUCCCCGGAGAGGAAACUAGUUAGUCCCGAGACACCUGCCGAUCAAGCUAGACGGGUGUUCAAAAAAUUUGAUCCAGAAGGAAACAAAUUUAUCCCUGCUAACUUGCUCCAGGAUGUGUUGGCAGAGUUGGGCUUGGUCGCUGAUAAAGAAUACGUCUACAUAAUGAGGAAGAAACUUGAUAGCGAAUCGUUGGGCAUCAUACUGCUGACGUCUUUCAUGGAGGAAUUCUUUCCGGAAGAACCUCGUACGUGUCCUGACACCUUUCCUCUGUAUCACUACAACGGUUUGGCUAGAAGCAACCCUGAGAACAGAGUGCGGUAUCGAAUGGGCCAGGCAGUGCUGCUCGAAUGCACCGUCAAGUGCAUCCUGGACAGCAAUCCGAUGUUGACGGUGCUCCAGACCAAGUGGCCGAACAUCGAGAUUCAAUGGGACACGAGUCGGAAUCCAAGUUUAAAUUAAAAGCUCGCUAAGUCAGUGACUACGCCGAGUCAGAGACGUAGUGGAAUAUUCGGUGGCUCGCGGUGGCGCGCGUUGACGUCCUGCGAAAGGCGGUUGUAGUUCUCGAAGCUACCGGAGGACGACGAAUACGAGUCGCGGCGUUAACGCUCCUAAAUUAAUCGGAACUUUUGGAAUCCAGGCUCGUACGGGCUCGAGAUUACGAAAGUUAUCCCCAAAGUCAAGAGACGUUAGCGAGCCAACGCCCGUGGAUGUCGUAGGGACUACGCAAUCAUCGAGGUUCCACCGGUGCACAAUCAAUGCCGAAGGAGUUGAGCCGCCUCGAGGUGGGAGUACAGACUCGCAGAGUAAUAUAACAGAACAGGAAAAAACAAAAAAAAAAAAUGGAAAAAAGAAACAUUACCACAAAGAGCGCCUUCUUAAUAAAAGUAACGUGAUUAUCCAAAAAUUAAUUUGUUAAUGUAGGUUGUAAAAUGCGGAGAGGACUUCGUCGAAGCGAGCGGAGAUUGUAAUCACGACGAAAGAUAAUGCGGCACUUUGGAAGCAUCUUCGAAUUGUAUAUUGGAUUAACAGCUGAUUUAGGGAUAGCUAGGUUUCACUUCUGGGAAUACUUUUGCAAUUGAUACUAAUCGAUUAAUGCAGACCAACGGUGAAUCGGCUAGGUGUUUGUUGCGCAUCGAGGGGAUGGUAUUCAUUGGAUGAAGUAUUCUUUGAACGCGAAUGUAUCCCUCUCUUAGAGAAUCGCACCAGGCGACACGUUUACACUUAACAGAGAGAAAAUCCGUACGCUCGCAUUCAUUCCUUAUAUUUUAAUUCCAUAAAAUCCACGCGCGGACUGUAUUACGUAUUACGAUACUAGGGAUUUAUUUAAAUCAUCGGUUGAGUCGCGUCGAUAUGAAUUUUACCGUUGACCCUAUUUAUGACGAGCCUUCGAUCGAUGCGAUCACUUUCGCGAAGCGUUCCCCUUGUGCCCCGACGUAAGGAAUUACGCCAAGCGAAGUACGUGUUAUUUCCUCUUAUAUAUUAAUACAUAUUUCUCUCGAUCAGCCUUAAAGAUGGAAAGGAACUAGUGAGUAGAUUUUAAGGAUUUCUCGAAGGUCCUCUCCUAGGACGCCUGUUUCUCGACGGAGUCGUCGUCCGGUCUUACGAUUUAAUUUCGGAACCAGGCCUGCGAGGAGAGCACCACCUUCGACGUAACUUUUUGCUAAAUAUUUCAAGUUAAUUAAGGAACGUUUUUCUCUCGAAGAGUGCAUUAUAUCCCACGUUUCCCUAGUCAGUUGUUCUAGCUUUCGCCAUCUUAGAGCGUGCAGAGACAAAUAGAGGGCAGAAAUUGUUCCGCGGUAAAUUUACGUGCGCAUUGAAUGGCAGACGACAGAAAAGACAUCGGGAGUUUCGGUGUGACGUGUCAUGGGAUUUAGUGAGACGCAAAAGGAAGAGGCAGUGCGAGAAGCUCGCUUGCACGGGAACGCGCGUUGUUAAGUUUUUCCUCUUUUUUUGUAUAUCUUCUUUUCCUUUUCUGUGUCUUUUCGAGAAGCCAAAGAUCGCACCACGAACGAGUCGUGAUCCCGAGCGAUCGAGUCGUCAUAGUUUGUCGAUCGAGGGGUUAUUCACUUGGAAAUCGGGAGACGAUUUGCUUCUUUGAGAGCCGAUUGCCUUUCAUUUCAUAUGAUAAACAAUGCGACUAGAUAACAAGUGGCGUUCGGUGAUUUCCAGAUUUCCAGGUGAUCUCCACAUGAUUUCAAGCUUUAAAAUCCAUGAUUUCCUGAGUGAAUACCCCCUCGGUGUCGAUGAAAGUAGAGCGAAGGGUAAAGCAUACAACUUAGGUAUUUUUCUACUUCCCGCGGAAGUAUGAUUUUUGUUUUAAUUGUGAAUAACCGCUACAGGUCGUUCGGAGGAAUCCAAGGCAUUUCCCUUGUAGACAUGCAGGUACAAAUCGAAAAUAAUUUUAGGCUCCACGCUGCUACGGUGUUUAAUCGACAGGAUGGAUUUGCACAUAAAUAUUUUAUUCUAUCAGCCAAUCAACUUUGUAGGACUAAUUGUUUCCAUUUAGGUCUCUGUUAAUAAUAAUUUAUGGGUCGAUCGAAGAAGAAACGGGAGCGAAAGACAAAGAAUCGGUAGAUGGAAUUAUAACCGGACGGAAAGGGUCUCUUGUGCUAGCUUAUCCUUAACGUUAUUCGGAUAGAAACGAGAAUCAUUAAGUAACGACGUUGUCUUCGCUUCGAGAUAUGUAAAAAUAAAGAACUCUUCGCUUUUCCUGACCAUUACGCACGUUGGAAGUUAUUUGAGAAAACCAAUGUCAGGGUAUUCCCCUUACGUGGCCACUUUCGUACAUAUUAGAUAAUAUGUGAAUAUUAUGUAAUGUAUAAAAAUGUGAAAUUAAGUAAUUGACAAAGUAAGUGAAGGGUUUUACGGGCGCGUUCGCAUUCACAGGUACGUUGAGUUGGCUUAAUUGCUUUAAUUGUACAUACAUUAUGGAUCACACUCACAUGAAUCACAGAUGCAUACACAUACGUCGCUACGUAUACUUGUAAUUUGCAUUUCUAAGGUACAUUAAUAUUUUUCACUAUCUUCUGACAGUGUCCAGCGUACAUUCAUAAUUCUUUGAUUAUCACAUAAUGUUACGAGAAGGAAUUCGAAACACGUAUUUAUGUAUAUCACAAUUAAAUACAUUUAGGACUUA